AAAAGGUCAUAGAUCCUAUAGCUAUUAAAUGCACUCCCCAACACAUUUAAGUUUCAUCUACAUGUUAUGUGAGGUGUAACAUUAAGCUCUUGUGCUCUACCUAGAUAGAGAGGGAGAUGGCUUCCAUAUUCAGUGCAGUGGGCCCUUUUCCCUCACACCUCCUUCCCUGUUGUAACAAAAUCUCUUCCAGCGUUUCGUCCCCCUGUAAUAUAAGUGGAAGGAGAGCAAGUGUUGGUGGGUUCAACUCUUGGGCGGGUAGCAGAUUUAAGGUGUCAAAAAGUGUUCAAAGGGAUAUAAGGUGUAUGUGUGCAUCCCAAACCAAGGCAAUGGAGAAGAUGGGUAUACAGAUCGAAAGGAAUCCUUCUCAGACUCGCCUUUCACAGCUCAAAGUGGCAUCGUGGCCCAAGUGGGGAUGCCCUCCGAGUAAGUUUCCAUGGACUUAUACAGCCAAGGAGGUGUGUUAUUUAUUGGAAGGAAGAGUGAAAGUGUAUCCAGAUGGCUACAAUGACUAUGUCGAGAUUGGACCUGGAGAUUUGGUUGUUUUCCCCAAAGGCAUGAAGUGUACGUGGGAUGUUUCUGAAGCCGUUGAUAAGCAUUACACAUUUGAUUGAGCUCGCUCCAACUCCAAACUUGCCUAUUUAAUCUUUAUUGCUAUAUGAGCCACUGCAUUAUUACUUGCACUUUAUUUCAUGCAUCUCUAUGUUAUGGCCGCAUUCAAUAAGCAAGGUUUUAGCAAGGGUAUUUACGCUGUAACUGAGUAACUAUGUUUUGUGUGAAUUUGGGUAGUAACCCUUAUAAAUUGUGAGCUCGUCUUGUAAUUGUGUACAUCUAUAAUUCUAUAGAAUGAAAGUUUAAAUGCAAAA
Cryptomeria japonica (Japanese cedar) is the source of this 863-nucleotide messenger RNA. RefSeq lists its product as uncharacterized. Bases 117 to 611 code for a protein of 164 amino acids. The record is from RefSeq and is a predicted model, not a curated record. Lineage: Eukaryota; Viridiplantae; Streptophyta; Pinopsida; Cupressales; Cupressaceae. The transcript is spliced from 2 exons.